UCAUUUCUGGCUCACUCUCUCCCCCGCCGGCUCGAUCAGAGGGAGCGCGUGCGUGCGUGCGUGCGUCAAGAGGGGCGCGCGGAGUCUCCCAGCCCAACCGCUUUCCCUGCCGCGCCGCCAUUUUGUUCCUCUUCCCUCAACAGCCUCGAAGCGGCCUUCCUAAGGUUUGACUGAGGAAAAAAGAUGGCCCGGCCCAGCCUGAAGGGAGGCUACCGCGUCUUUCGGAACCCGCGACACCUUCCAGGCUGGGAGAAGCCACCGCAGGGCUAGAAAAACUUGAGGUAGGAAUGGAGCCGAGGAGGGAGUCGGAGUCGACAUGCCCUGGCUUGGGGCCUUGCCCGCCGCCCUCGUUGCCGCCGCCGCCUUCGCCUCCUCCUCAGCUCGGCGAGGCGCCGUUUUCCCUGCUGAGGCUCUUCUUGCAGCUGCUGCAUCGCCUCCUGCCCAGCCCGGCCAUUCCUCUUCUCUGGCUCCAGGCCGAGGCCCAGACCUCGGUGCCGGCGUGGGAGGCGCCCGGCCUGGCCCCCCUCUUGGCCGCCCACCACGAACUGCGCGCGGUCUCCUCCGCCUCCUUCGACAGGAGCGCGCAGCCUGGCCCCUUGAAGGCCUCCUGGGGGGAAACCAUCGACGAGGCCGCCUGCCUGCGCGCCAAGUUCCCCAGCCUCUUGGAGCGGGUGCAUUUGAAGGGCCCUCCCGCCGCUCUCGACUCGCCAGAUCCCGACUACGGCUACCAUAGUUUGGAGGUCGAGGAGACACCGACACAGCCGGGUUCUUGGGAUACAAACGCCGCUAAGGUCGAGGAGUGUGGCCAGGAAUCGCAGGAAGACCGUGUUGAAGGGAGUCCCUGCCAGGAGGGAUUGUCUGAGCUCGAGUCCUGCUGCGAUGAUGAAGACUCUGACAUAGAACAAGAUCUACCUGUUGAGGCCCGGCCUGCCUGUAGUAACAAACUCAUUGAUUACAUCCUGGGGGGCGCUUGUAGUGAGGAGGAGGAGGAAGAAGAGGAAGAUUGGGAUAGCGGGGAGGAGGAAGAAGAAGAAGAUGAUGAUGGGUUUGAUAGUGAAGGAUCCCUCCCAGAUUCCAAUAUCUGCAGCCAGGAGGGAGAAAGCCUUCACUUGUGGAACUCUUUCUGUAGCUUGGAUCCUUACGACCUUGGAAACUUUACUGCCCCUAUUCAGACUAGUGCACCAGAGACUAGGUCUUUCUCUGAGCCGCCUGAGGUAGAGGUGGCCGCAGAUGACUCUUCCUCGUGGACAGAAAGUUCUUGUGAGGACGAGGAAUGGGAGUGCGAUGGCAGCAUAGACGAAUCGGCAAACUUGAAAUUGUGGAACUCCUUCUGUAACCUGGGAGAUCCCUAUAACCCUCUCAAUUUCACGGCCCAAUUUCAGUCUGUGGAAAAGAAAGGGAGAUGUGACUUGAAAGGGCCACCAGGGUCUCAAAGUAGCAUCUUGUUCAGCUGUCAGGUCCAUUUGCUUGAUAAGAGCAAUUCUGAAGCUACAGAGACUGUGAAGUGUGACAUUAUUUCUAGAGAAAAGUGUAAGAGGAAGAAAAAGGUGACCUUCCUUGAAGAAGUUGUUGAGUAUUAUAUAAGUAGUGAGGAAGAUCGUAAAGGACCCUGGGAAGAACUUGCACGGGAUGGGUGCCGAUUCCUUAAAAGAAUCCAGGAAACUGAAAAUGCUAUUGGAUAUUGCUUAACAAUGGAACACAGGCAGCGAAUAUUUAACAGACUCCUGGAAAGAGCCAAUAUUUCCUAGCACCUUAAUAAAAUAUAAAAUUAAAAGGCUAACUCAUUUUAGUGACACCUGUGAACAUAAUAUUAACAACUGUCAGCUGCCUUUUAAAUGGGAAGGAGAAGUGAUUUUAAUGUUGCAUCACAAUGUUCUAGCAAGAAAUAUGCUGGGUGUAGUUGUUUGCAGCGUUAAAACAAAUUCAACAUAUUUAAUAGGUAAUAUGUUUCCUUCUGAAAUCAAGAAUAUCAAUUUUUGGAGAAGCCAGUCCAGAAAUGCAUCCUUGUGUAUGUGUGCAUGCCUGCUCUGUCUCAUUUACAGAAAAAAAAAUCUGAGUGCAGGCAGGCAGAUAGGACUGGAAUUUUGCACUUUUAAAACAGGAAGAUAUUUUUAAAGUAUAUUUAUUGGGGUUGGAACCCAGCAAUGAAGUUUUGGUUUAAAGUUUGAAUAUUGCUAUCUGUUUUCUUGUUUGUUGAACUUGCCAACUGUAGAAACCAAAUAACCUAAUAGUUCUUAUGAUAGAAUUCGUUUCUGUUCUAAUUUUUAGCCUUAUUGCAAAAGAUCACUGUGUCUUUGCACUAAAAUUGCAACAUGCUGGGAGUUCAGACUGCCAAAAACAUGAUUAACAGUAUAGUUUCCCCCCCUUUUAGCCAUCUGUCAGACCAACAGCAAGUUGCACAGCAUUCCCUUCUCAAAGGUGGUUUCCUGAAAUUCUACAGCAGUUCCACUUGUUACCAUUAUUUUUAAUCAAACUGUCUAUGAGGUCAGUUUUUUGGAUGUAUAAAAACACACAAUUGUCGAUUUGGUUACAGGAUAUUCUCCUUAAACUAUGGAAAUUAUUAGGCGUUCCAGGAUUUACAAUGCCAAUAGUUUUACUGCUUUAAAAAUCAGUAUUAAAAAUUGUUUCAUAGCAUAAGUGCUUGGAAAGAUAAUUCUGUAGUUAAUCUUGAAUGCAUUCCAAGUUAUGUUUUGUAGUUGAUUUAUCAAGAAUGUUAUUUUGGAUUCCAAAUAAUUGUUUAAAUGACAGAUACAUUGUUUAAAAUAGUUUAACUUCAAAGUUGAUAUGUCAAAUGAACAGCAAGUUACAAUUGUUUUAUUCAGUUUCCUAUAUAUUUCAUUUUCCUAUAGCAAGCUGGAGUAACAGGAGCAGUUGAAAAUCAGGCUAUGAUAAGAUAUAAAAAUAUUCUUCCAGUGGCACAUUAAAAAUAUAUCCAGGCCUAGUUAUUCUGGGCUUUCAGGUGGGGGGAGGGGUAAUAAAUAGUAUUCUGAAAUUCUCAUUUUGAUACAAGAAUAAGCAUGGAAGAAAUGGGGCACAUAAGUUAGCCUUCCUGAGUUUUGAUAGGGUUUUUUUGUUUCACAGAAUGUUUAGUCUUAGAUGAUGGUAUUGAAUUAUGUUGAUAUUCUGAGAUGAACUGCUGUAGAACUUCAUUUAAUCAUCUCGAAGACUAUGGUCUUGUGUUGAUACAUAAGACCAAGUCAUAUUUGAGCUCAGUGCUAAAGUCGGAUUGGGCUACAGAAAUUAUAGUAAGAACAGAAAAUCUUUCCAGUCCCAUGCUCUUUCAAGUAUUGUCUUUUGUUAGCCAUCUGCUGACUCCUUGGCUGAAAGAAAAUUUGAAGUCAUGAAAAUAAUACAUACAAUGAUGGUGGACUUUUACAUAAUCUUUCUUUUUCCAUAGAAAUAUUUAGUGGUGCUACACACAGUAGUGAAGGAUGUCUCCUCAGUUUCAUUAAAGUAGCAAAACACGAAAGCCUACUUCUAAAACUUUAAAUCAGAACCAUAAUUAUCAGAAUUUUAUUUUUAUAUCAUUUUAUGAAGAGAAAGGUAGAUCCAGACAACCUUUCACUUUAUACAAAUUUAAAUGGACUUGAUUAUAUCUUAUUGGAUUUUUAUAUUUAAAAUUAUAUUUCUGUAUAUAAUAAAACAAUUGAAAACUAAUGUGUAAAAUAUAAUAAAGAAAUUUUGCAAGUUA
Anolis sagrei ordinatus is the source of this 3691-nucleotide messenger RNA. It is a transcript of the gene PPP1R15B, whose product is annotated as protein phosphatase 1 regulatory subunit 15B. Gene Ontology annotation, molecular function: protein phosphatase regulator activity. The record is from RefSeq and is a predicted model, not a curated record. Gene Ontology annotation, cellular component: protein phosphatase type 1 complex; endoplasmic reticulum. Gene Ontology annotation, biological process: response to endoplasmic reticulum stress. Lineage: Eukaryota; Metazoa; Chordata; Lepidosauria; Squamata; Anolidae.